Nelumbo nucifera (sacred lotus) is the source of this 2240-nucleotide messenger RNA. Its product is annotated as alpha-dioxygenase PIOX-like. The record is from RefSeq and is a predicted model, not a curated record. Gene Ontology annotation, biological process: response to oxidative stress. Gene Ontology annotation, molecular function: peroxidase activity; oxidoreductase activity, acting on single donors with incorporation of molecular oxygen, incorporation of two atoms of oxygen; heme binding. NCBI's taxonomy places the organism in Eukaryota, Viridiplantae, Streptophyta, Magnoliopsida, Proteales, Nelumbonaceae.
UUCUGUGAGCUUUGUAGAGAUCGCUUAUCCUUAGUCUGGACUUUGGAGAAGUGAAGAACAAUGUCGAUUGUCAUGGCAUCUCUGAAGGUUAUCCUGGGUGCGCCCUUUAAUGGUCUCAUCCAUAAAGACUUCCAACAAGUUGUAGCUAGGAUGACUCUCAUAGACAAGCUUCUUUUCUUGAUAAUACAUUCCAUUGACAAAUUGGGCAUGUGGCAUCAGUUACCAGUGUUCUUGGGUUUGAUAUAUCUUGGAAUUCGUCGGCACCUUCACCAACAGUACAACCUCUUCAAUGUCGGUGUCACUUCCGUUGGUGUUCGUUUUAACCCUGCUGAUUAUCCUUACAGAACAGCCGAUGGCAGGUACAACGAUCCCUUUAAUGAAGUUGCAGGCAGUGAGGGCACCUUCUUCGGAAGAAACAUUCCCCCUGUCAACCAGAGACUCAAGCUAGAGCAACCGGAGCCGGCGGCGGUGGCCACCAAACUUCUGGCCCGGAGAAAUUUCAAAGAUACAGGAAAGCAAUUGAACAUGAUCGCUGCAUCUUGGAUACAGUUCAUGAUACAUGAUUGGAUCGAUCACUUGGAGGAUACCAAGCAGAUAGAACUGACUGCACCUAGUGAAGUAGCGAGUCAGUGCCCACUCAAAUCGUUCAAGUUCUACAAGACCAAGGAGGUCCCGACUGGUUUUUAUGAGAUAAAGAGUGGGUCUCUGAACACUCGAACACCUUGGUGGGAUGGGAGUGCUGUAUAUGGGAGCAAUCCCGAGAAGUUGGGAAAAACGAGGACCUUCAAAGAUGGGAAGCUCAAGAUAUCGGAUGAUGGUCUUCUCCUUCACGAUGAAGAUGGAAUUGCCGUCUCAGGAGAUAUCAGGAACAGUUGGGCUGGCGUCUCCGCUCUGCAAGCCCUAUUCGUCAAGGAACACAAUGCCGUCUGUGAUGCUCUUAUGAAGGAAUAUCCAGAGUUAGAUGACGAGGAUCUGUAUCGCCAUGCAAGGCUAGUUACUUCAGCCGUGAUUGCCAAGGUCCACACCAUUGAUUGGACAGUUGAGCUCCUGAAAACUGAUACAUUGUUGGCAAAAAUGCGUGCCAAUUGGUAUGGGUUGCUAGGAAAGAAAUUCAAGGAUACAUUUGGGCAUGUAGGAGGAGACAUCUUGGGAGGUCUGGUGGGUAUGAAGAAGCCGGAGAAUCAUGGUGUCCCUUAUUGUUUGACUGAGGAGUUCACUAGUGUUUGCAGGAUGCAUGCGCUUCUACCUGAUGACCUUCACCUUAGGGAUAUCUCUGUUGCUCCGGGACCCAACAAGGCGCCUCCAGUGCUUUUAAGGAUACCUAUGACCAAUCUGAUAGGCCACAAGGGAGAAGAAGCAUUAUCCCGGAUUGGAUUCAUAAGACAAAUGGUUUCAAUGGGACACCAGGCAUGUGGUGCCCUUGAGCUCUGGAACUACCCUCUGUGGUUGAGGGAUCUAAUUCCACAGGACAAGGAUGGGAAAGAAAGGCCGGAUCAUGUUGACAUGCCUGCACUUGAAGUUUACAGGGAUAGGGAGAGGAAAGUUGCCAGAUACAACGAAUUCCGUCGGAGCUUGCUAUUGAUACCCAUCUCCAAAUGGGAGGAUCUGACGGACGAUAUGGAAGCAAUUCAAACACUGCGACAAGUGUAUGGAGAUGACGUUGAGGAGCUUGAUCUCAUUGUGGGUCUCAUGGCUGAAAAGAAGAUUAAGGGAUUUGCCAUUAGUGAGACAGCCUUCACCAUAUUCUUUAUGAUGGCAUCCAGGAGGUUGGAAGCGGAUCGGUUCUUCACAAGCAAUUAUAAUGAGGAGACGUACACAAGGAAGGGGCUGGAAUGGGUAAACAAAACUGAAAGCUUGAGAGAUGUUAUCAACCGCCAUUACCCAGAGAUGACAAAGAAGUGGAUGAACUCCGCCAGUGCCUUCUCCGUCUGGGACUCACCUCCCCAACCUCACAAUGUCAUCCCCCUCUAUCUUCGUGUUCCCCAUUAGUGAACCAGCUUUAUUUAAUUUAAUUUAUUGCACUCUUAUACCAUCCGAUCGUGGAGUCUAUCCAUGCAUCCAUGAAAACAAGAGGAAUGCUGCUAGCAUUAUGAUAAUAGUUAGUACUUACUAGCUACUUAGUAGGGUAAUAAAUAAACUAAGCGUCUUUUGUUUGUGACCCACCUGUGUCUGUGUCUGUGUCUGUGUCUGUGUGUUAUUCACUUAUUUGUGAAGGUGAAAGAAGGGGCACUUUAUACGUA